Molecule: messenger RNA, 1149 nt
Organism: Arctia plantaginis
Lineage: Eukaryota; Metazoa; Arthropoda; Insecta; Lepidoptera; Erebidae
Source: the annotation of a GenBank genome assembly
AUGUUUGUUUUUUGUUUAUUUUUAGUUAGUUUUGCAACAAAAACAGUAGCCAGUGGAUCUUACUUCUGCGGUAACGGCUAUUCUAGUCGAAGAGAGUUUAAAUGCCUCCAAGGAUCCGAUUGUGUUGAAAAGGAAAACAUUUGUGAUGGGUCCAAAGACUGUGGUGAUGGUAGUGAUGAAGGAUCCUGCAUGAGCCAAGAACCACCAAAACCUGUCUGCAUACUUCCACCCUAUCCUGCUCAUGGGACGUAUGAACUUUAUCACGCACCAGAAGUUAACAACACAGAACCUGGUCAGGCACUGCAGUUCUUUGCUUUGAGGGUCACCUGUGCUCGGGGCUACGGAAUGACAGAAGAUUACGAUAAUGGUUAUAAUGGAACGUUGAACGUGUUCUGUGUAAACAACGUGUGGUCGAUUCCUAUGCCUAAAUGCGUUCGCUUCUGCCGGCUAGAUCCAGACCCCAGCAUUCGUUACAUGUGCUAUGGGAGAGUUUGCAAGAAUUACGUAGCACCUGGAAGACUGGUAAAAGAAAUAAGAAUUCCAGCUCUAUUUCAUGGAGCAGCAGCAAACUUUCAAGAAGAUAUAGCUCUCUUGAUUCUGACCAAUCCCUUCACUUAUAAAACAUAUGUAGGGCCUGUGUGUCUUAACUUUGACAUCGUGUUCGAUACAUUGCAACUCCAACAAGGCAAUUUUGGAAAGGUAGCUGGUUGGGGACUCACAGCAGCCAAUGGAGUCGCCUCUCAGUUCCUUCAAGUAGUUGAGAUGCCAUUCAUCAAUGAAAAAUCAUGUGUUAAUGAUCUCCCACAAUCUUUUAGGCCUUAUAUUACUGGAGAUAAGUUUUGUGCAGGAUAUACCAAUGGUACCGCUCUAUGUAAAGGUGACAGUGGCGGUGGGAUAGUUUUCUCUGAACGAGAACAAGGAAUUGAUCGAUACUACCUUCGAGGCAUUGUGUCUACAGCUCCUAACCUCGAAGAUCAAUUGUGCAAUGACAAAACCUAUACCACGUUUACUAGAAUCAGGAGACACGAGGAUUUCAUUAAAAACGCGCUUGUCGAUGCCAAUUUGGUGAAGAGUUGCCCACCGUAUAUGUUCCAAUGUGACGAUGAUACUUGUGAAGAUCAAGAAGCUGAUUGCAAAGAGAAUAAAUAG